Drosophila obscura is the source of this 2708-nucleotide messenger RNA. Its product is annotated as semaphorin-1A. The record is from RefSeq and is a predicted model, not a curated record. The transcript is spliced from 20 exons. The coding region runs from base 132 to 2708 and encodes 858 amino acids. Gene Ontology annotation, biological process: neural crest cell migration; negative chemotaxis; positive regulation of cell migration. NCBI's taxonomy places the organism in Eukaryota, Metazoa, Arthropoda, Insecta, Diptera, Drosophilidae. Gene Ontology annotation, molecular function: chemorepellent activity; semaphorin receptor binding.
CAACAACAGCAGCAGCAGCAUUAGCAACCAAAGCAGACACAGUAGAAAAAACAACAACAACAACAAAAAUACUGAAGCAUAAGUUAAGCAAAUUGUAUGGAUACUACGGAUACGGAUACAGAUACGGUUGGAUGCAAGUCUUCCUACUACUAACACUCUACGUGAUUGGUAAUCAAAGUGCCUGGCAGGAGAAUAUACGACCAAAACUCUAUGUGGAAUUAGGUCCCGAAGAUAUACUGAAAUUUCUGGGAAACGAAAGUGUUGUGGAUCACUUUAAGCUCGUCACCAAGGAUGGCAACAGUCUGCUCAUCGGUGCAAGAAAUACGGUAUUUAAUUUAAGCAUACACGAUCUCGCUGAACAGCAGCGUCUGGUGUGGACAUCGCCGGAGGAUGAUACCAAAAUGUGUCUCGUCAAGGGCAAAGAUGAGGAGGCCUGCCAGAACUAUAUCCGCAUCAUGGUGGUGCCAUCGCCGGGGCGCCUCUUUGUGUGCGGCACCAACUCCUUCCGGCCCAUGUGCAAUACGUACAUGAUCAAUGAGAACAACUACACGCUGGAGGCAACCAAAAAUGGUCAGGCUGUCUGCCCCUACGAUCCCCGUCAUAACUCCACCUCCGUGCUGGCGGAUAAUGAACUUUAUUCGGGCACGGUGGCCGAUUUCAGCGGCAGUGAUCCCAUUAUCUAUCGAGAGCCACUGCAGACCGAGCAGUACGACAGCCUCAGUCUCAACGCCCCGAACUUUGUGAGCUCAUUCACGCAGGGAGACUUUGUCUAUUUCUUCUUUCGGGAGACAGCCGUGGAGUUCAUCAACUGUGGCAAGGCGAUUUAUUCGCGUGUGGCGCGCGUCUGUAAAUGGGAUAAGGGUGGACCGCAUCGGUUCCGCAAUCGCUGGACAUCGUUCCUCAAGUCGCGCCUGAAUUGCUCCAUACCGGGCGAUUAUCCCUUCUACUUCAAUGAAAUACAAUCGGCCAGCAAUCUGGUGGCGGGAGAGUAUGGUUCGAUGAGCUCCAAACUAAUCUACGGAGUCUUCAAUACGCCCGCCAACUCCAUACCCGGCUCAGCUGUGUGUGCCUUUGCCCUGCAGGACAUAGCGGAUACCUUUGAGGGCCAGUUCAAGGAGCAGAGCGGCAUCGGCUCCAACUGGCUGCCGGUAAACAAUGCCAAGGUCCCCGAACCGCGCCCCGGCUCCUGUCACAACGAUUCACGAACGCUUCCGGAUCCGACAUUAAAUUUCAUCAAAACACAUUCGCUAAUGGACGAGAAUGUGCCGGCGUUUUUCGGUCAACCGAUUCUGGUCCGGACGAGCACAAUUUAUCGCUUCACCCAAAUCGCUGUCGAUGCGCAGAUCAAAACUCCCGGCGGCAAGACAUACGAUGUCAUAUUCGUUGGCACAGAUCAUGGCAAGAUCAUCAAGUCGGUGAAUGCCGAAUCGGCAGAUUCCGCUGACAAGGUUACCUCCGUGGUCAUCGAGGAGAUCGAUGUGCUGACCAAAAGCGAACCGAUACGGAAUCUGGAAAUAGUGCGCACCAUGCAAUACGAUCAACCCAAGGAUGGCAGCUAUGACGAUGGCAAAUUGAUAAUUGUGACAGACAGUCAGGUGAUAGCCAUACAAUUGCAUCGCUGUCACAACGACAAAAUCACCAGCUGCAGCGAGUGCGUCGCCUUGCAGGAUCCUUACUGUGCCUGGGACAAAAUUGCCGGCAAGUGUCGCUCCCAUGGCGCACCACGUUGGCUGGAGGAGAACUAUUUCUAUCAGAAUGUGUCCACUGGCCAGCAUGCGGCCUGUCCCUCAGGCAAAAUCAAUUCAAAGGAUGCCAAUGUGGGCGAACAGAAGGGUUUCCGGAAUGACAUGGACUUAUUGGAUUCGCGGCGUCAGAGCAAGGAUCAGGAAAUCAUCGACAAUAUUGAUAAGAACUUUGAAGACAUUAUCAAUGCCCAGUACACGGUGGAGACCCUGGUGAUGGCCGUGCUGGCCGGAUCGAUAUUCUCGCUGCUGGUGGGCUUCUUUACAGGCUACUUCUGCGGCAGGCGUUGCCACAAGGACGAGGACGACAAUCUGCCGUAUCCGGACACGGAGUACGAGUACUUUGAGCAGCGUCAGAAUGUCAAUAGUUUCCCAUCGUCGUGCCGCAUACAACAGGAGCCGAAGCUGCUGCCCCAGGUGGAGGAGGUGACCUAUGCGGAGCCAGUGCUGCUGCCACAGCCACCGCCGCAGAAUAAGAUGCACUCGCCGAAGAAUACGCUGCGCAAGCCGCCCAUGCAUCAGAUGCACCAGGGACCCAACUCGGAGACGCUCUUCCAAUUCCAGCCGGACGGCUACAACACACAGCAGACAUAUCGCGGACGCGACAACUUUGGAACGUUGCGCUCCCACCAGGUGAUGGGUGACAACUAUCGACGCGGCGAUGGCUUUUCGACCACACGCAGCGUCAAGAAGGCUGUAAACAACACAAACACACGAAACAGAAGUCUUGGUCGCGCAAGAAGACAGCCGCCCCGUCAUGGCAUUGUAACUCAACAUCGCUCGAAUAGCCCCCAGCCACAAUUACAGCAACAGCAGCAGCAGCAGCAGCAGGCACAACAGCAGCCGCACUCCAGCUCCGGCUCGUCGCCGGUAAUGUCGAACAGCAGCUCCAGUCCGGCGCCACCGUCGAGCAGUCCCAGCCCCCAGGAGAGCCCCAAGAACUGCAGCUACAUUUACCGUGAUUGA